AUGGCGGAGAAGUUUGACAACCUGGAGGAACACCUGGAAAAGUUUGUGGAGAACAUCCGACAGCUGGGGAUCAUAGUCAGUGAUUUCCAACCGAGCAGCCAGGCCGGCCUCAACCAGAAGCUGAAUUUUAUGAUUACUGGAUUGGCAGAUGUAGACAAGUGUCGGCAGCAGCUUCAUGACAUCACCGUGCCCUUGGAAGUAUUUGAUUACAUUGACCAAGGUCGUAAUCCCCAGCUGUACACCAAGGAGUGUCUGGAGAGAGCAUUAGCUAAAAAUGAGCAGGUGAAGGGUAAAAUUGAUACAAUGAAGAAAUUCAAAAGCCUUCUAAUCCAAGAGCUCUCCAAAGUGUUUCCAGAAGACAUGGCAAAAUACAAGGCCGUCAGAGGCGAGGAUCAUCCACCAUCUUAA
Staurois parvus is the source of this 408-nucleotide messenger RNA. NCBI's taxonomy places the organism in Eukaryota, Metazoa, Chordata, Amphibia, Anura, Ranidae. The record is from the annotation of a GenBank genome assembly.